This is a messenger RNA of Struthio camelus australis, 7770 nucleotides long. NCBI's taxonomy places the organism in Eukaryota, Metazoa, Chordata, Aves, Struthioniformes, Struthionidae. The record is from RefSeq and is a predicted model, not a curated record.
AACAAAACUGCCGCAGGACGCUCGCUUGCGAGUCACGUUUCGUAUUUAUCUAAGCGGGCCUGGGAGAUCUGCUUCUGUUACAACGAUGUUGAACGCCCCCAAGUAACUGGGGAACAGCACGAUGCGUUUGGCCCUAUGCGUCUGGAAUAGGACACACAAGCAGGCACUAAUCCUGACGUUGGAAUGAUCAAAUCACGGGUGAUAAGACCGUUUCCACCGGCUCUUCUGUGCAGCCUGACCCAUGAGGUGACAGUGAUGGCUCCAGGGACCAGUUUUCUUUUUCUGGAAGAAAAUAGACUGGACCCGUAUGAUCCGAUGUGAUGUCUGUAACGGUGCCAGAAAGAAAAAUGAGCAGAGACCUUAGCCAUCCUUACAGUGUAGAAGCUUGGAGGUUUCUCCUGUAACUCUUGGAUGAUUUUGACUGUCACAGCGAUAGGCUUAUUUUAACAAUCAGGAUUCUUCUGGAGAAUACUCCUCAUCCCAAGAAACAAGGAGUUUUCACCAGGACUGUGCAGGGGCAAGAUCCCCGCAGAAUCCUCUGUGGAAAAUUUAUCCUGGCUUUGCUGUGGACAUCACCAUGCCUUUGAUGCCUUGCUUAAAAAAAAAGAAAUCACCUGUGCCUUUAGGCAGGAGCGUCUUUCAAAAACACAACCCACCCGUCCAGCAGAACUACCAGGCGUUGCUAGAGACGUGCUUGAAGAAUAAGUACCUGUUCACAGAUGAGAAUUUCCCUGCUCACAUCAGCUCUAUUGGAACGGGGGCACUACUAAAGAAACUCCCCCCGAAGCUACAGUGGAAGAGGCCACAUGAUUUACACAGCGCUCCAGUAUUUUAUGCUGCAAACAGAAAGCAACUUGAUCUCUGCCAAGGAUUAGUGGAGAACUGCUGGUUCCUCGCUGCAUUGGAAGCGCUGACGUUCCACCAGGACAUCUUGGCUGCAGUUGUGCCACAAAACCAGAGCUUUGACAGGAAAUACGCUGGCAUUUUCCACUUCCGGUUCUGGCACUUUGGUGAAUGGGUUGAUGUGGUGGUUGAUGAUCGCCUGCCGGUGAAUGAAGCAGGGGAGCUGGUCUUUGUUUCCUCAGUUUAUAAGAAUGUGUUCUGGGGAGCCCUUUUGGAGAAGGCAUAUGCCAAACUCUACGGCUCCUAUGAGGAUCUGCAGAUUGGGCAAGUUUCAGAAGCCUUGGUGGAUUUCACAGGUGGUGUUAAUAUAACGAUCAAGCUGGCAGCAGCUCCUCCUGAUCUAUGGGAUAUCAUGACAAGAGCAACCUACAGCAGAUCUCUCAUGGGCUGUCAUACACAUUUAGGGACAACAAAGGUCCUGAGGAAUGGGCUUGUUGCUGGCCAUGCCUACACAGUGACUGGUAUUAGAAAGGUGACCUGUCGCUAUGGACCAGAAAACUUAGUGAGACUGAGAAAUCCGUGGGGAAAAAUUGAAUGGAAAGGAGACUGGAGUGACAGCUCUUAUAAGUGGGAAUUGCUGAGCCCAAAGGAGAAGAUCUUGCUGAGGAAAAAGAAGGAGGAUGGAGAAUUCUGGAUGUCUCUGCAAGAUUUUAAGAUUCAUUUUGUAGAUCUGAUGAUCUGUAAAUUAACUCCGGACUUGGUGAGCCAGGAAGAUGGGAAGAAGUGGAUGUACUCACUGAAGAGUGGGAGAUGGGUUAAAGGAAGCACAGCAGGAGGGAGCUGGGGGUUCCGCACAGACACAUCUUGGAUGAACCCUCAGUACUGGCUCGAAGUUUUGCCAGCAGAAGACAGUAAAAAAAGCCUGGGUUCCUGCAAUGUGCUUGUAUCCCUGAUCCAGAAACACAGCAGCAAACACCGAAACCGAGCUCAUCACCUUUUCAUUGGCUUUUCCCUCUACAAGAUGGGCCUACAGUACCAAGAAAGCAACAAAAAGCUGCCCCCAGCGUUUUUCACUAGGCACCAGCCUGUGAACAAACACCAGGUCUUUGUGGACGAGCGGGAAGUGACUCAGGACUUCCACCUGGAGCCUGGUGUCUAUGUGAUUGUCCCAUCCACCCUGGAGCCCCAUCAGGAGUCUGAAUUCAUCCUACGGGUCUUCUCCCGGAAGCAUGUUCUUCGGGAGAUGGGAGGGAGCCCCAGUUUCACCCUCUCCAAGGAAAUUGUUGAUAGGUAUGAAGGCAAAAUUUGGGAAGACUUCUUCACAAAGCACUUUGAACAGAAUCCUGAAAUAAAUGCUGUUCAGCUCCAGAGGAUCCUGAAUAAUAUAUCUUGGAGAAAUUUCCAGAGCUUUCGCCUGAGGUUCAGUCUAGAUGCCUGCCAGGGUAUCUUGGCACUCCUGGAUCUGAAUGCCUCUGGCACGCUGAGUAUUCAGGAGUUCAGAGUCCUGUGGAAGAGGCUACUUUUCUACUUGGAAGUCUUCCAGAAAAGAGACGCUAACAGAUCUGGAAGGCUUGACUUGGUGGAACUGCGUGCAGCUGUACAGGAGACAGGCAUCUCACUCAGCAAUGAAGUCUGUAACCUGAUGGCAAUCAGAUACGGCAACCCUGACUUGCAGAUCAGCUUUGAAAGCUUUGUCUGUUUCAUGCUUCGAGUGGAGAUCAUGGGAGAGGCCUUUCGCAAUUUAACGCAAGAUGGCAAAGGGAUAUACCUCCGGGAAUCUGAGUGGAUGAUGAUGACCCUGUACUCCUGAAGCAAUGCUGUAGAGGAGAGGACGAUCAGACCUGCACCAGAAUAAGGAAGGCUGUGUCACAUCAACUUUUUAUGUGUAUCGGACUUCCUGGGCUCAGCCCUGCAAUCCUUCCUCAUAUGAAAGUCGUACCUGAAGCAGAGUUGACCUAAUGACCAUGGACUCGGUGAAAUGAAGUUUUGUUAAUCGUGUAUUUAUUUUUUUUAAGUGUUAUUUCAUGUUAGACAUCCCUUCUGAGAACAGACUGCUGGCUGCCUACUACUAUGGGUGCACAGUAGCACACCAUGGAGUGUGGCAGCUGAGUCAUUAGGAUCACCACUUAAUGCUCAUACUACAUCAUUAUUCUCAUAGUAUGGUGUACGUUGUGGUAGCGUCCAGAGGCUGUACUUGAUGAUGGCGCCUUACUGUGUUAAACAUCUCUUGAGCUUGGGGAGAGAAACAGUCCCUGCCCUAAGUGGCUUAUCUAAAGGAGCAAAUCCCAGUUCUGCAGCUGCUAGGCCCAUGAUAUUGGCCAAGGGUCUGUGCCCUUGUGGGGAAGAAAGGGUAGAGACUAUCUGAAUAAAUAGUGGAAACUGGGUGCGUAAUUAUGGACAGUGUUAAAGAACGUUAGAAGUGGGACUACUUGCAUGAAACACCUUGUUAGAGAGUUGCUUGGUAUAUCUACCUGUAGGACCUUUUUUCACUUUCUUACCAUUUAGCUAUUUGGGCUGGAAAUUUCCACGCUAAAUGCCUGCUGCAGAUUGCGAUUUUGACUUUUCCGGGUUCCUGUGAGCAGGACGCUUGUCUCUUAUCCAGUGCAUGGUCUAGUCGACACUGAAUGAAACAGGGCUCCUGUGAGACCAAUCAUGUAACAAAGGACCAUACCCUAACACUUCUGUAGGAAGGAAUUAAUAUUAAGUUUGCAUAGGCAGCCUUCCCUGUGGCUUUUUAAAAAAAAUUUUAGUGUUUAGUCUCAUAAAUGUCCUUUUGGGGUGUGUGUGAGGACUGAGGAGGAAGAGUGUGGAUUAUAGGUAAACACCAGUAAAAGCCUGAGUUCAGAUAUGGGCUCUCCACUGCAUUGAAGUUUGUACAACAAUAGGAGCAUAUUUGGAGAGAGAGCCCAUCCUCGUAUAAUCAUUCCCAGUCAUUUAAACAAUUAAAAUGACAGUCUGCUCUUUAUUCCCUAGCACAGUCUGUUUCUAAACAGCAUUAUGUUCAUACUGGUUUUAUGAGAAGUGCUUUUGUUAGAACCAGAUAGAUAUGUUUGUACUUGUUCUGAUUAUAGCAGAUGAUAUGUCUAUCAUGAGUGGCCUGCUGCGGUGUCACUGGGGCCACAGGGCUCAGGUCUGUGAGGCAGGGCAGGUUAGGGGCAGCAGGGACUGCCAGGGGCCUUGAGUACAGAUACUGCAGCACGGCUGUCUUGCAAAGCUCCUAAGGAGGCUCUGUUAGCAAUUCCUGUCAUAAAGCACGUGCCCUCUCCCAACUGUCAUGCCUCCGCUUCCGUUUGUGACUUGCAGCUGAACGUGAUGGUGCAAACUAAAUUAGCCUGAUUUAAUUUGCACUCAGUUCAGCGGGGGAUGUUACAAACCUUGGUUUACUGUGUGCAAGAACCACACUGGAAGAACUGAAAGGGCUGUUAAAGGGGAGCACAGGUCUUGCUCUUUCAGUGCACUCUGAGCAGAUGGUCCCUGGCAUCUACAUGUAUUGCCCUGGGUGGCUGAGGUGUCUGUGUAGUUGUAGAGAGUUCCCAGCUGGGCUGGGCAUGAUGGGAUGGACAAACUGUCAUUCCCACCAGGGUUGGUUACACAGUUUGUGUCAUCAGGUGAGCAAGAAUUAUUGAAGGCUGACAGUAUGCUGGACUGCUGGAUGCUGGUCAUAAUUUAAAUAGCCUCUGCCAUAGGCUGUAUGGGAAAUCAUGGUGCAGGACACCCAUUUUCAAAUGGCAGUUCAUUUUAAUGUUGUACAUAUUUUUUUAUAUCAGAUUUUGUACUUAUUUACUUCAUACCUAUUUAAUGCAGAGUAAUGUAAUUGCGAGGAGAUUAUUUUGCUAUUGAUUAUUCGAUUCAGGAAAGGAACAGAAUUCAUCUAUGUCAUGAAUCACUAAACAUGUGUAGCAGUAAACUUUAUUGAGCCAUGUGACUUGCUGUUACAGAAUUGUAAAGAAUGCUUUACUGGAAUGAUUAUACCAACCCAUGUACAAUUCAAGCUGAAUUAGCUGGUUCACAAUAAAAUGUUUUGGCAAGGGCCCCUACUCGGACACUGUAAUGCUUUUAUAUUGCUAACAGAGUAACAUUUUCUGGGCAAUUCUAAAGAUAUAUUACGCCUCAUUUACAAUAUGCAUUGUAGAAAAAUGAUCUAAAAGACUGCCAAAAGAUGCAUUCAUAUGUAACCACAGCAGUUAUAGAGAUGCUGAGCUUUGCAGCGGGUGCUAUUGCUCUAGCAGAAAUCAAAGAGAAGCGAGGCUAUGGCUUAGGCUUAGAACUGCUAAUAAAGGCCCUUUCAGGAAAAGACUGGUGCGAAUAACAUGAAUAGCAAAUAAUGGCUGGAAUGCAUAAGACCGGCUGGAUGAUCGGAUAUUCUCGAAGAGUAAGACUGAGCUGAAAUUGAAAGGGACUAAUUGACCCUUUGCAAACAUAAUGUGCAUCUUGUGGUAGCGAGCUCUAGCUACAUAUCCUGUGUGAAUUUGAGGUCCCUUGGAGGUGCCUGGUGCACGCAUACAGGGUAGAGUAGCCCGUCAGCCUCACCACAGAUAUUUUGCCUGGUGCAGUACUUCUGUCCGGACUGGAACAGGCUAGGCUCUACUCUCAAGCCUAACCGUAUUCAAAAAGGGGCUAACACUUAGAUGAAUGACUCGUGUCUGGGGCUGUCACAUGAAACAUGUUUCUCCCACAGCUCUUCACUGAUACCUAGACAGCUGGCUUCAGGCAAAAGGGGAAGAGUUGUCCUCUGGGGACAAAUUACCCCAUGGCAAGUUACAGCAAGAUGACUGGGUUCCUACCCUAGGACAGCUAGCAUCAACGACCCUUGAAGAGAGACCGGUUCAGGUUUGACGUCCCUCUAUUUCUGUCUCUGGGCAAUCAGCUACGAUUUGAAGCUCUAAGCAGCAUUCACACGCUGCACUGUGGCUUUCCAUCUGAGGUCUCAUCUCUCAUUUUCACCAUUUUUACAGUGGGGCUAAUAAUGCUUCCGCUUUACUUAGGUGAAGCGUUUAGAUGCAUGUUAAGAUCCUUUACUGGGAGGUAUGGUAUUCAUCCAAGUAACUACCACACAAGCGACCAUCAUAGCUGGCCAAGCUGUGCCAACAGCCUGACUAUAUCAUGAGAUGCUCUGGGUAGAACAAAUAACUUUUUUUCUGGCUUUGAUUACUGAGCAGUAGUUUUAAUCCUAACCCACAAAAGGAAUCACUAAAUAGCAAGCUGCUAUUGCAGUCAAGCCACGUGAGUGAGGAGUUUGAGGCUCUUUGGAGGAAAAACCUGUUUCCUAGGGGGAGGCAGCUCUUGGCCCCUGAGCAGAGCAGGUGCAAGGUCUUUCAGCAGCACGCUGCUUUGUAAAGGCCACUGAGGUGAAUGAAGAGGUAAAGUGGGAACACGGACUCAAACCCACUUCCAAAUCCAAGUGUUCACCAGUUCCCGCUCACCACCCUCUGCUCUCCUGCUUCUCUGUCAUACGACAGGAUUCAAAUGAUGGUAUUUCAAAAAUUGUAAGUGUUGGAUCCUUUUUAUUUCCUCCAUAGGCUGUGGGCUUUUCAGCCCAAAGAAGGAGGGGCUAGGAGACUCUUCUCCAGGCAUUGGUUCCUGUGAACUCUCCCUGAGUGCAAUCCCACGCUCCUUUGUGGAAGAGAGGUGACAGGCAGGAAUUUCCCACAGGUGUGACAUUCACAUCCAGACUCAGAAGAGUUAAGGAAAAAAAUCCCCUCUGUUAUUCUGUACUUUGCCACAGCGCUGAGGGGAUGGAGACCACAUCCCCACAGUGCUGGCUGCUGUGCGACCUGGAGAGCCAUCUACUUAGAAAAGCAGGAAGAAGUACUUUUGCACUGUUCAAAGAGCAUGAUUUGUCUCUGCGAUUCGCCUGGGAUUCUGCAGUCAAGGCCUGGUUUGAACCUCAGUCUCCUAAAGCCCAGCCCAUAAGCAGUGCUUCUUUCACACUGGCAUACAGUAACACAAGUUAUGGUCCUAUCCUAAGGCAUGUGGGUUGGCAAGGAGCAGUGACCACUGGGGAGUUUUCCUGUACCUCAUUGUGUGUGUGUGUGUGUACGCACCCCACCUAACACACGCACCCCAUGCCUCCUUCUUCAGAAACUGUUGAAAUAUUGCGCUACAAAAGGAGGGGAAAAAGAAGACUUUUCUCCUCUCCCUGCUCCGUGAGCAGCUCCUCACAAAAUUAAAUGUUAACAAUUGCCUUCGCCUUUCCUUCCUGCUGUUUCUUACACUGGAUUAGACCUGAAAAGCAGUAUCACCAAGCUUGAAGUUCAAUUUAUCAGUGCGGUCAGGACUGAUUUGUUACACUACCUGUUCUGGGGAAAUGAAUGUCUCCAUUGCUCUCCCCUCCAAUCCAAGCAGAUCUUUGUUUUGCUCAGAUCAUCUAUGCAGUGUCAGAAGCAGGCGUUCCACAGGUAAAGGACAAAACCCUACAAAAUCCUGACUAAAAUCCAGUCUGGCAGUGCCAGAGAUUGAUGCCACUUGCAAAGCACCCACUUGGCAUUACGGUGACUGCAGAUACCAGGGAGAAACAAUGUUCCUUUGUUGGGUUUCUGUCCUACUUUUUCGUUGAAUAAGUAGUGAAAAGUGUCAUUAAAAAAAAGACUGUUGGGUGAAUUACAGUUCCUCUUUAUCAUUAACAACAUUACAGCUGGACAGUCAGCUGGGUCCUUGGAGCCCAAAUUCAUAGUAAGAGUCAGGUUGAAAAUAAAGUUUUUUGUACACAUUUUCAACUGAUCUGUGAGACAGUUGAACUGUCUCUGACUUUGUUGCUGCUGUUGAGGGGAAGAAGUUUUUUCUAGGAAAUUGUGCAGCUGUCAUCAAACACAAGGACUCUGCAUUAAGAAAGCAUGCAGUUAAAAAUUGAUUUUUUUUUAGUGAAACUCAUUGUAAUGGAAAAUGUACAGCUAACCAUAUAUGAAUAUGGGAUUUACAUUCUCAUAU